AUGAAGGAUUCUGGAGCCAAUGCAAAGAAGUUCAAGGCUCACUCUCUGCAAUCAGCAGCAAGCACGAAUGCAGCAUCGCUGGGUGUUCCCAUAGAGCAAGUAAAGUUGCAUUCGAACUGGAGCUUGAUGAGAAACAUGAUUGAAAAAUACUGUUACAGACCAAGAAAUAAGCACGAACGUGGAUCGGAUAUUGUCAACACUGUUUGGAGAAGUUACCAAGAACCACAUCCGAGAUCGGAUGAACCUCCUCCUAUGAUAUAUGAAGGCAUAUACUCAGCCUGUCCCUGUCACCAAUUCCCCAAACCACAGACCAAUGCACAGUUAGAAAGACGCGAAGAAUAA
Messenger RNA from Rhizopus microsporus ATCC 52813, 342 nucleotides. RefSeq lists its product as uncharacterized. NCBI's taxonomy places the organism in Eukaryota, Fungi, Mucoromycota, Mucoromycetes, Mucorales, Rhizopodaceae. The record is from RefSeq and is a predicted model, not a curated record. The coding region runs from base 1 to 342 and encodes 113 amino acids. The transcript has 2 exons.